Amborella trichopoda is the source of this 716-nucleotide messenger RNA. Its product is annotated as hydroxyproline-rich glycoprotein family protein. The record is from RefSeq and is a predicted model, not a curated record. NCBI's taxonomy places the organism in Eukaryota, Viridiplantae, Streptophyta, Magnoliopsida, Amborellales, Amborellaceae.
AAAGAUACUCUCUCUAUCACUCAUUCCCUUUCCAACGUCUCUCGUCUAACCCUACAUUUCGAUUUUUUUAAACCCCUCAUUCACAGGCCCAACACCCUGUUUCUCUCUUGUCUCGUCGCUCCCCAAUUUACAUCUCUCUCUCAGAACUUCCAAUUCUCCUCUCACCCAAAUCACAUCUCUCUCUUCAAAUUUUCCAAUGGAGAAAGACCUUACAACGGACCCAGAAAUAUGUCCCAGUUCAGAGACAACACAAACACCAACACUGCCUACAAUGGCAGUCGAGAAGGAUGUCACUCCACAGGACCACCGCAUAAUUCGAAUUCCCAUCGAAGAUGGAAGAAACAAUAGCCCACCAAUCCUUGCUGAAGUGCCAAAACAGAGGACUUUCAGAUUUCCGGAGAGGUACAGGAGCCCAACAGAUCUGAUGGUCUCCCCUGUGUCGAAAGGGUUACUGGCGAGAAACAGAAAGCACGGGAUCAUCUUACCUCCGACAACAAAUGCUUCAAAGAUUCUGGAAUCGAGCUUCAAGGAUGUGGGGCUGUUGCCGAUUUGAUUCUGAAAUCGUGUUUUGGGGUUCUGUCACUGAAAACCACAUGCCUUUCCAUGCUCUGUUUACUCUUCAUAAUUAUCAGAAUUAUUUUACUUAUUGAAAUUUCUCCUCAAUUGUUUUUGUAUUUUAAUAUUGGCAAAUACAAUGCUUUGCAGUUCAGAAGAAA